Molecule: messenger RNA, 930 nt
Organism: Condylura cristata (star-nosed mole)
Lineage: Eukaryota; Metazoa; Chordata; Mammalia; Eulipotyphla; Talpidae
Product: class I histocompatibility antigen, Gogo-OKO alpha chain-like
Exons: 4
Biological process (GO): positive regulation of T cell mediated cytotoxicity; antigen processing and presentation of endogenous peptide antigen via MHC class Ib; immune response
Cellular component (GO): external side of plasma membrane
Molecular function (GO): peptide antigen binding; signaling receptor binding
Source: RefSeq, a predicted model, not a curated record
AUGUCAACAAUCCUGCCUAUGACGGACUUCGUCAUCUUCCUUAAUGGCAUUCUGGAGGACGAGUGGCUGCUGCCGGGUCCCCUGCCAAUGGGCUCAGGCCACCGUAGCCCCUUUGUUACAGAGGACUCAGGGUGGGAGGUCCGGGGCAGGUGGGGUGACCAGGGGACUGACAGCAGGGGCUGGGGCUCAGGGUCUCACACCAUCCAGAGGACUUUGGGCUGCGACGUGGGGCCCGAGAGGCGACUCCUCCGCGGGUAUGAUCUGUUCGCCUACGACGGCGCCGAUUACAUCUCGCUGAACCCGGACCUGCGCUCCUGGACCGCUGCGGAUGCCGCGGCUCAGAUCACCCAGCGCCAUUGGGAGGCGUCGGGGAGGGCGGAGCGCGUGAAGUACCUCCUGGAGGGCAGGUGCGUGGACUGGCUGCUCAGACUCCUGGACAUGGGGAAGGAGACUCUGCAGCGCCCAGAUCCCCCAAAGACAUAUGUGACCCACAGCCCCACGUCCAACCAUGAGGUCACCCUGAGGUGCUGGGCCCUGGGCUUCUACCCUGCGGCGAUCACCCUGAGCUGGCAGCGAGAUGGGGAAGGCCUGACUCAGAACAUGGAGCUGGUGGACACCAGGCCUGGGGGCGAUGGAACCUUCCAGAAGUGGGCAGCUGUGGUGGUGCCUUCUGGAGAGGAGCAGAGAUACACGUGCCAUGUGCAGCAUGAGGGGCUCCUGGAGCCCCAAGUCCUGAGAUGGGAGCCCCCUCCUCAGCCCUCCAGCCACAUCGGGGGUCUCAGUUCUGGCCUGGUUCUCCUUGGAGCUGUGCUCACUGGGGCUGUGGUGGCUGCAGCUGUGACGUGGAGGAAGAAGCGCUCAGGUAGGGAGGGAGUGGGGGAUCCUGUCCACUGGGGGCUUUCAAGUCCCAGGGAGAACUUGCCCCACCUG